This is a messenger RNA of Moneuplotes crassus, 992 nucleotides long. Lineage: Eukaryota; Ciliophora; Spirotrichea; Euplotida; Euplotidae. The record is from the annotation of a GenBank genome assembly.
AUGUCAGGACCCAAACCUCCCAAAAAUCCCCUUCCCAAGUCCCUAAUCCACCCAAUAGAGCAAUCAGUGACCGCCAGUGAGCACAUUUUAUCCCAGAAGACAACUAAAGCAAUGGGAUUCAGGUUCAAGAACAGAGAUUUAAUCGGUAGAAGUAGCAGAGUUAUAGCUAACUUAACCAAUCUAAGAGAGGGUACAAGUUUGAAGUAAGUGAGAAUUCUGAGUAACUUCUCGAUACAUUUUAGUCCCUGAAGGUAAUGAAUUCCUUUUAAAACUCUUUGUUUUAACCUACCAAAACUUUUGUACUAGAAAAAUCUGAAGUAAGGCAACCAGAACGCCCUUGAGGAUGAGCGGGUUUACCAAAUUUGAAUUUAUCUUGGGUGAAGAAACCAAGCCUUCUCAGGUCAAUCAGGUAUUCGAAGACUGGGUUCAUCAUGAUUGAGAGAAGAUUUUGAUCAGAUCUGCUGAUCUGCCUUCAAAUCUAGGGAAUUCUACGGCUACUCAGAGCCAGACUCUCCCUUGUUUUAGGAGGAUAGUGGGAUCCUUGCAAGCAUUUUGGAGAAAAUUAACUUUCUGAAGUGCACAGUUGCACUUUCAAAAGCUUUGGUUAUCUCAGAAAGAUCUGAGGAGAGUUCUUGCCACUGGAAGAGACUGUAAAAAGAUCUUCUUUAGCGAUUGUGUGUUUAAUGAUGGCAAAAUUAAGACUGGGGUUAAAAUAUUGGGAAAGAUCGAAAAUAUAGGUUUUAAUAAUUGCUCAUUGGAUUCAAAUUAUGAAGAUGAUAAGAACGUCACAGAAAUGACUUUAUGUAUCGUCCUGCUAAUUGUCCAAUUGUAUAAAGGCUCUAAGCUACAAGAGGUUGAAUUCUGGGACUCUAAAAAUAAGUUCAGUAAAGAUGUAAUAUUGAAGACUUACAACCCGAUGAACAAUAAGAAGGUCCAAUGAUCUAUUGAAGGAGGUCUAGCUCUAUUCAGUUUAAACUCAACUUUCUAAAGUC